Eptesicus fuscus (big brown bat) is the source of this 336-nucleotide messenger RNA. It is a transcript of the gene UCN2, whose product is annotated as urocortin 2. Gene Ontology annotation, cellular component: extracellular region. Gene Ontology annotation, biological process: hormone-mediated signaling pathway; digestion; cellular response to nutrient levels. Gene Ontology annotation, molecular function: corticotropin-releasing hormone receptor 2 binding; hormone activity. The coding region runs from base 1 to 336 and encodes 111 amino acids. The record is from RefSeq and is a predicted model, not a curated record. Lineage: Eukaryota; Metazoa; Chordata; Mammalia; Chiroptera; Vespertilionidae. The transcript has a single exon.
AUGCCCGGGUGGGCGACGGUGCUGAUGGUCCUGGCGUUGGGCAGGGUCCCGCUGGCCUCAGCCACCCCUGUCCCAGCCCCGCAGCUCCCCGCUCAGCACUCUCCCCGGGCCACUCCCCGCCCUGCGGCCUCGGAGAGCCCCCCAGCGAAGAGCCCCCCAGCCAGCACCCCGGGGAGCCAGCCCCGCCCCGGCCCCCGCCCCGGCCCCCGCAUCACCCUCUCGCUGGACGUGCCCCUGGGCCUCCAGGAGAUCCUCCUGGCCCAGGCCCGGGCCCGAGCCCUGCGGGAGCAGGCUGCCGCCAACGCCCGCAUCCUGGUCCGGGUGGGCCGCCGCUGA